Messenger RNA from Thalassophryne amazonica, 2966 nucleotides. RefSeq names its product WD repeat-containing protein 48-like. Gene Ontology annotation, molecular function: ubiquitin binding. Gene Ontology annotation, biological process: double-strand break repair via homologous recombination; protein deubiquitination. The record is from RefSeq and is a predicted model, not a curated record. NCBI's taxonomy places the organism in Eukaryota, Metazoa, Chordata, Actinopteri, Batrachoidiformes, Batrachoididae.
AUGCAGACCUGGAUUCAAAUCCCGCUCAUGCUACUUUUGUCCGUGGACAAAGACAAAAACUCCUCCACUGAUCUUAAGUCAGGAGACUCUGUGCUGGCAUCAGCAGGAGAAUCCUGUGUCGUGGACUCGGACAAGCGUGGAAAGAGAUCCCAGGAGAUGGAAAAGGAGGACCGACAGUCAGCGCAUGAACCUCAGCAGGAUCGUCAGGAAACUUUGAUGGGUAAGACUGCACUUAAGCCUGUCAGUGCUGAAGGCUGCUUUCCACAGAGUGGCAUAGAAGAAGAUAGCAGUGUGCAGACUGCAGCUGUGUUGGCAGUUCUGAGAGUGUGGGAUCCUCGAACGUGUGCAAAACUAAUGAAGCUGAAAGGUCACACAGACAAUGUCAAGUCUUUGCUGUUGAAUCGUGAUGGUACUCAGUGUCUUUCAGGCAGUUCUGAUGGGACCAUCCGCUUGUGGUCUCUUGGCCAGCAAAGAUGUAUCGCCACGUGGGUGCACGAUGAAGGGGUGUGGGCCCUGCAGGUCAAUGAGGCCUUUACACAUGUUUAUUCAGGAGGCAGGGACAAACAGAUUUACUGCACAGACCUGCGAAACCCAGACAUCCGUGUGCUCAUCUGUGAGGAAAAAGCGCCAGUUCUCAAAAUGGAAUUGGACAGAUCUGCUGACCCACCUCCAGCAAUCUGGGUCUCCACCACCAAGUCAUCAGUUAACAAAUGGUCUCUAAAGGGAAUGCACAACUUCCGAUCAUCAGGAGAGUAUGACAAUGAUUGUACUACUCCGUUAACACCGUUAUGUACUCAGCCCGAACAAGUCAUCAAGGGAGGUGCCAGUAUAAUACAGUGCCACAUUCUGAAUGACAAGAGACACAUACUCACCAAGGAUACCAACAACAAUGUGGCAUUCUGGGAUGUCUUAAAGGCAUGUAAGGGAGAAGAUCUUGGGAAGGUUGAGUUUGAUGAAGAAAUCAAGAAGCGUUUCAAGAUGGUCUACGUGCCAAACUGGUUCUCUGUUGAUCUUAAAACUGGGAUGCUCACCAUCACACUGGACGAGAGUGAUUGCUUUGCUGCCUGGGUGUCUGCAAAGGAUGCUGGCUUUUCAAGCUCUGAUGGAUCUGACCCAAAGUUGAACCUUGGAGGAUUGUUGCUUCAGGCUUUGCUGGAGUUCUGGCCUAGAACGCGCAUCAACCCCAUGGAUGAGGAGGAGAAUGAGGUCAAUCAUGUGAACGGCGAGCAGGAGAACAGGGUCCAGAAAGGAAAUGGAUAUUUCCAGGUGCCGCCGCAUACACCAGUCAUCUUUGGGGAAGCGGGAGGCAGAACUUUGUUUCGGUUGUUAUGUAGAGAUUCAGGUGGAGAGACUGAGUCCAUGCUGCUAAAUGAGACUGUUCCACAAUGGGUUAUUGACAUAACUGUAGAUAAAAAUAUGCCUAAAUUCAACAAAAUUCCAUUCUACCUCCAGCCUCAUUCUUCUUCUGGUGCAAAAACUCUGAAGAAGGACCGGCUUUCAGCCAGCGACAUGCUCCAGGUGAGGAAGGUGAUGGAGCACGUUUACGAAAAGAUCAUCAACUUGGACAAUGAGUCUCAGACCACCAGCUCCUCUGCCAAUGACAAACCUGGAGAGCAGGAGAAGGAGGAGGACAUGGCCAUGCUAGCUGAGGAGAAGAUUGAACUAAUGUGUCAAGACCAGGUUCUAGACCCAAAUAUGGACCUGCGAACAGUUAAACAUUUUAUCUGGAAGAGCGGCGGAGACUUGACGCUUCACUAUAGGCAGAAGUCCACGUGAAAGUCACCCUCUUUUUUAAAACAAAAAACAAAAAACUGUCAUUUGCCAAUCAAUGCCCAACUUUGACAUGUAGUACCCUCAACUCCCAUCGUGAUCGAGAGUCACAUUAUCGGUGAGGUUCCAGUGAAAUGUGAGGACUUGGGCUCAUGGUGUAUCAUAAGGGUCUCAAAGCAACAGGUUGAAACAUCAAGGACAUCUGGAAGAUGCUGGCAUUUUUUCUUUAAAGCAGUUUGAAGAACGAAUUAAAACUUAGUUUUUAAAAAUUACAUUUACAUUUUCUUUUACCUAUUGGCAUUAUAAUUUGAAGCGACCAUACCUGUUUAUGUCUGUGUGUGUAUAUGCACAGUAGACUGUUCUAGCACAUUCCGUAAGCUGCUGCUGUCCUUCAGACACACCACUGUAUCACCACUUGGAGUACACGUGGUCUCCGGGUAAUUUCAGUCAUCGUCUUCUGUUGUCCGUUGACUAAACAUUUAAUUGUCGCUCAGCUUGAGCCUCAUUUACAACAGCACUUGUCCUUUUGUCUUUUUAAGAUGUGCUGUCAUCAGUCGAAUGUUUUGUAAAUAUGUAUUUUUAUGAUUUUCAGCUGUUUAAUUUCGUUGUACAGUUUACUUAAAACCAGGUUUUGUUUUUCAGAAAUCCUCCAAUGUGUGGUGGUCAACAAAACUAUUUGACUUGGUUGCUCAAAUGACAUGUAAACCACCAAACAUAAAAUGCAGUUCUCUCUUAAGGGUGUUAAUAGUUGUCCAAGUCAGCUUAGCAACUUGGACGUUAUAUAUAAGCUAUAUAUCAUUAAGUAGUACCACAUGCUUUCCUGCUCUGUUCUCUGGUCAGCAGUGACGGUGCUGAUCGUGAGGACUGUUCCUAAUGUAAAUUUCAUUUAGAUCAACUGGGAUUUCAAUCAGUUACUUGAAGAAUCUCAACCACGAGCUAUAUGAAUAUUCACCACUAUGUGAAAGUCAAAGUGAAAUAACUUCCCCCCCCCCCCCUUCAUUGUAAGUUUUUUGUCCUUUUGCCAUGAAGAAUGUGUUUGCGCAACGCCAUAGUCCGUACCGAGUGAGCUCUGAUUGGCCAAAACAGGAUGGAUCCUGUUAUUGCGCCAUAAUACUGCAAUAGCCCUUGUAAUAAUUUGUGAAUUCUGUAUAUUUUAGGCCUUCUAAGAAAUAAAUGGGAAUGGUUUAAUAAUUACA